This is a messenger RNA of Aspergillus vadensis CBS 113365, 959 nucleotides long. RefSeq lists its product as uncharacterized. The record is from RefSeq and is a predicted model, not a curated record. NCBI's taxonomy places the organism in Eukaryota, Fungi, Ascomycota, Eurotiomycetes, Eurotiales, Aspergillaceae. Bases 411 to 959 code for a protein of 182 amino acids. The transcript is spliced from 2 exons.
UUUUGGAGCUUUUAUUUCCUUUUCAUCAGUUCUUGGGCCAGUGGCCCGAGGGUGGAGAAGAGGACUUAGUAGCAGUAGAAAACCGCGUCUCAAGUGGUGGCAUCGUACCAGCGAAUAAGAUGCUUAGCAGUGCGGGACGGAAGUAACUACCGACUGGAAGGCAAUAAUAUCCGCGAUGUUGGGAGCUCGUACUCUUUAACUUGGGUUGCUAAGCCACGGUCGGUGUGGCCUAUGACGUUGCGGAUGCUGGGUCGCCACCUCGACGCAUAUAAGUAAACAAUAUCGCAACACAUCACUACCCAUAAUACUUGCAAUACCUACCUGACUAUCUGUUUCAAACAAACCCUGUCCUUCCCUCCCUUUCCUCCCAUCAAGAGAAAUCAAACAAUAUCCAACCAACCCUCUUAAAAAUGCCACACAAAGACACCAACUCGUUGCCCAACGGCACAGACGGUACCUCGGAUUCUUCCGCCAACCGCCUCGCAGCAACGGGAAAUACCCUCGGCGCGUCCGCCUUUGGCACAGGCAUGGACCAGAACAGUGGCUCGAUACCCGAAUACCUGUCCACGGGCUCGGAGGAUCUCAGGCCUUUGAGCAAGGAGGAAGCGGAUAGGUUAGUCAACCCAACCACCACCACCACAAUGCCCACCCUCUUCCCCGAAGUACCUACCUCCAUCAGAUCCGACCUGAUCACCGAAGUUCCGACCUCUGUCAUCUCGGAGAUGACGAACCCGACAGCUUGGUCGUCGGUGGCGAGCGAGUGGAAAAACGGAAUCAUCCCUUCAUGGUACAGUAGUCUGAAUGGGGAUGUGAAAUCGUACUUUUCGACGGCGUUUGAAACAGCUUCGCCUUCCACCUCGUCUUCGCAUGGUGGUGCUGGGCCCGCGGCUCCGAAGGCCACAGGCAUGGCGGGUAUUAUGGGUGCUGCGGGAAUUUUGGGGAUGGCGAUUGUUUUGUAG